Molecule: messenger RNA, 2490 nt
Organism: Patiria miniata (bat star)
Lineage: Eukaryota; Metazoa; Echinodermata; Asteroidea; Valvatida; Asterinidae
Product: BDNF/NT-3 growth factors receptor-like
Exons: 14
Coding region: 1-2478 (825 amino acids)
Biological process (GO): multicellular organism development; positive regulation of kinase activity; protein phosphorylation
Cellular component (GO): signaling receptor complex
Molecular function (GO): ATP binding; nucleic acid binding; transmembrane receptor protein tyrosine kinase activity
Source: RefSeq, a predicted model, not a curated record
AUGCUUGGCACCACACGAAUACGAACCACAGCGUAUCAUCCAUCUGCUAACGGACUGGUCGAGCGGUUACACAGACAGCUAAAGGCAUCGUUGAAAGCACAUUCCAACCAGCAGUGGACGGAGACACUUCCCCUCGUCCUGCUAGGCAUACGCACAGCAGUAAAAGCAGAUCUCGGGUGUUCAGCAGUAGAAUUGGUCCUUGGUACAACCAUCAGAUUGCCAGGUCAGUUCGUAGAGACUGCAAAACCAGACAGGGAUCUUGACCCAAGCAACUACGUCCAUCGCCUGAAACGUCUCAUGCAAGACACGCGACCGUCGCCUACAAGAACUCGACUGAGAAAAUCUCAAAUUCACCCCGAGCUCGCCACUUGCACCCACGUUUUCGUCAGGCACGAUGCCGUCAGAAAACCACUGCAACCCCCUUACGAUGGCCCUUUCCGAGUCCUCAAAAGAGCAGACAAGUACUUUGUUCUGGAACUCAAUGGCAGAAGGGACACCGUAGGUAUCGACCGCCUCAAAGUAGCAUACUCCGACAAAGACAUGGUAACAGCACCGGAUCACAAUCCGCCUAUUGUGAUUGACAAGCCUAUUGCCAAGCCAACUCGACCUCCCGUGCCAGACACAUCAGUAGCGUCGCCCAAAUUGCCUAUUUCUCCGGUGGUAACAUCCCUGAAAUACAGGGACGGAAUCAUCACUUGUGACGCAGAUGCCAAUCCAUUCCAACACAUUGAGUAUAACCUCAUUCUAAAUGGCACCAAGCCUAGCGCGCCUACGGGUAAAACCCUGGCAUUUAAUGUCGAUGACAAUAACUGCACAGAGGUCAGCUGUAAUGUCACAAAUGCGAUUGGAACUGGGUCACGGAAACUUGAAGAACCGCUUUGCCCAGUUGUUCCGGUGGUAACAUCCCUGACAUACAGGAACGGAAUCAUCACUUGUGACGCCGAUGGCAAUCCACUCAGACACAUUGAGUAUUACAUCAUUCUAAAUGGCACCAAGCCUAGCGCGCCUACUGGUAAAACCCUGGCAUUUUAUGUCGAUGACAAUUACUGCACAGAGGUCAGCUGUAAUGUCACAAAUGCGAUUGGAACUGGGUCACGGCAACUUGAAGAACCGCUGUGCCCAGUAUUGCUUCGGACGACAGGUGUAAGUGAAAGCACGAGUACUAGGCCCACAGAUGCCUCGAAGAGGAGUGGUUCUUCACUUGUAGGCAUCAUUGUUGUAUCUGUAGUGGCAGUCAUUGUCAUUGUGGCCGUGGUUGGUGGUCUCGCUUUUGUCGUGUGGAGGCGUCGUCAUAAACAACAACGGACAGAAACAGGCGUAAAAGAUGACCUAAAUGACGUUGCAUCACAAGGAGCAGACAGUGAGCUCCCACCACUGCCUGUCACUGAUCAGUCGUCUCCUGGACUAGAUCCCCAUCAUCCGAACGAUAUUCCUCUGGAACCAAUUGCCUCAGCAGUGGUAUGCGAAAGUAUUUCCAUUGAAGACGGCGUUGAGGCAUCAAACGACGUGGCGUACGGCAACGUAGGACCGGAACUCUCUUUCUCGCGAGAUCUCGUGGUGAUCGAGAAUGAGCUGGGACGAGGAGAGUUCGGCAGAGUGCUUUUGGGAAAGGCACUUGGAAUCGAGGAAGCCGGAAAAGAAACUAAGGUUGCCGUCAAGACUGUGAAAGAGGGCGCCGACAAACACGCCAAGAACGAGCUUGUGGCCGAGUUGCAAGUGAUGAAAACAGUCGGCUCUCAUCCAAACGUGGUCAAGCUGCUGGGAUAUUGUGCAGAAAAAGAUCCGGUGUACGUUAUUGUUGAGUACCUUGCUAAGGGUGACCUGAAGAAAGUUCUGAGUGAGUAUCGAGAGAAGGACCCUGGGGCAGAAUACUCCAACCUACCCGGCGUGAGCAAAUCACUGGCUAGGACAUUGGUCAAGUUUGCCAGGGAUGUCGCAAAUGGAAUGGCUUACAUAUCCUCUCAAAAGUAUGUGCAUCGUGACCUUGCCGCUCGUAACGUGUUGGUGGGAGAUGACCUGGUGUGUAAAGUGUCUGACUUUGGACUGGCCCGUGACGUCAUGAACACCCUUAUCUACCAACGACAAUCACAGGGUCCUCUUCCCAUGCGCUGGAUGGCGUUGGAAUCCAUUCUUGUGGACGUGUACACAACAAAGAGUGACGUAUGGUCUUUCGGGAUUCUGCUGUGGGAGAUUGUGACACUUGGUGCGCGGCCGUAUCCGCUGUUGACAGCAACGACAAUGAUAAGCAAACUACAGCAGGGCUAUCGUAUGCCGAAGCCUCGACAAUGCAAGAAAACGCUGUACAAAAUGAUGUGCAGCUGUUGGAAGGAGGUUCCCAAGGAACGACCCAGCUUUCAGAGUCUGUAUCAGCAGUUGGACGACAUGGUGUCUGAAGAUCAGGAUUACAUCAACAUGGGCAACCUGGAUAAAAGGAUCUACGAAGUAAAAAUCGUGGAACGCACGAAAGAAAAACUGUGAGAGUAGACAACA